AUGGAUGAGUCUACUGAUGUCGCUGGUCUGGCUAUCUUGCUGGUUAUCGUGAGAUAUCCAUAUGAAAGUUCUUUUGAAGAAGACAUGCUUAUGUGUUCACCGUUGCCCACAAACACUACCGGAGAAGAAAUUUUUACUAAAAUAAAUAUAUUUUUUGAAGAAAAUAAUCUCAGUUGGAACGAUUGCAUUGACAUUUGUACAGAUGGGGCCAAGGCGAUGAUGGGUAAAAUAGCAGGAGUCGUGUCACGAAUACAAAAGAAAGCACCUAAUUGUGGUUCCAGUCAUUGUCUCCUGCAUAGACAAACACUAGCAAUGAAGCAAAUGCCGUCAAACCUAAAAUUAGUAAUGGAUGAAGCGGUAAAAAUUAUUAAUUUUAUCAAAUCACGACCACUACAAUCCCGAUUGUUCUCAUUAUUGUGUGAAGAUUUUGGUAGCAAACAUAAAACACUGCUGCUCCAUCAGAAGUGCGAUGGCUGUCUCGGGGUAAAACUUUAA
Diorhabda carinulata is the source of this 495-nucleotide messenger RNA. Its product is annotated as zinc finger BED domain-containing protein 5-like. Bases 1 to 495 code for a protein of 164 amino acids. The record is from RefSeq and is a predicted model, not a curated record. Lineage: Eukaryota; Metazoa; Arthropoda; Insecta; Coleoptera; Chrysomelidae. The transcript has a single exon.